Molecule: messenger RNA, 3462 nt
Organism: Pungitius pungitius (ninespine stickleback)
Lineage: Eukaryota; Metazoa; Chordata; Actinopteri; Perciformes; Gasterosteidae
Gene: lonp1
Product: lon peptidase 1, mitochondrial
Exons: 21
Coding region: 38-3061 (1007 amino acids)
Biological process (GO): protein catabolic process; mitochondrion organization; protein quality control for misfolded or incompletely synthesized proteins
Cellular component (GO): mitochondrial matrix
Molecular function (GO): ATP-dependent peptidase activity; ATP hydrolysis activity; single-stranded DNA binding
Source: RefSeq, a predicted model, not a curated record
AGCAGAGCCAUACGUCAUCAAACGCUGACGGAAGUGGAUGCUCUUAAAAGAGGACGCUCCAGAUAUAGCGACCUGCGACAAGAUGAUCAUGGCUGUUAAACAGCUGCACAGAAAUUCAGCUCUCGCUGUUAAACUAAUCAGGUCCGGGUUUUUCAGGACCAGCAAUCGUCUCUUCUUGACCGAUACAUCGGUCCCGAGCCGGCUCCACCGUCCACACUCCUUCUCUACCGUUCCGUUGAGUACAGCGAUGACAGCAGGCUGCAGGCUUACUGCCACGCGAUACCGAUGGACACGGGUCGGAGUCUUUUUCCGUUGCCAAACCGAUUUCCUCACGCACACUUCUCCACUCUAUGUGCUUCAGGACAGGAUGUUUGGGAACCGGGUAGGUGGCGCGGGUUUCUCGGGGGAGGACGGCGGGGACAGUGCAGGCUCCGGUGGAGAAGAGUCCAGCGGGGAUGGAGGAGUGCCAUAUGGACCCCAGAUGACGGCCCUUACCCCCAUGAUAGUCCCGGAGGAGUUUCCUAAUGUACCGCUGAUCGCUGUGAGCAGGAACCCAGUGUUCCCCCGCUUCAUCAAGAUCAUAGAGGUAAAGAACAAGGGGCUAAUGGAGCUGUUGAGGAGGAAGGUUCGUCUUGCUCAGCCGUAUGCUGGAGUCUUCCUGAAGAAAGAUGAUCUUGAUGAGUCGGAUGUGGUGGAGUCUUUAGACGCCAUCUAUUCUACCGGGACCUUCGUUCAAAUUCAUGAGAUGCAGGACCUGGGUGACAAGCUGAGGAUGAUCGUCAUGGGACACCGCAGAAUCCGCAUCACAAGGAAGCUGGAGAUUGAACCUGAUGAGGCUUCAACGUCCCCAGUGUGGUUAGAGUCAGAGUCAGAGUUGCAAGCAAAAGCUCCAUCGAGACGCAAAGCUAAACGCAGCCGCAAAUCCCAAUCAGCUUCUCUGAUGGAGCAGAGUGAGGACAAGAUUUCAGAAGCAGACCUGAGUCCAGAACUUCAGCCUCUGCCAUCCUCCAACGUCCUGAUGGUAGAAGUGCACAAUAUUCAACAUGAACAGUUCACGGUCACCGAGGAGGUCAAGGCACUGACAGCAGAGAUAGUCAAGACCAUCAGGGACAUCAUUGCCCUUAACCCACUCUACAGAGAAUCGGUCCUCCAGAUGAUGCAGGCAGGGCAAAGAGUUGUUGAUAAUCCCAUCUACCUCAGCGACAUGGGAGCAGCUCUGACAGGAGCAGAGUCACAUGAGCUACAAGACGUCCUGGAAGAGAUCAAUAUCCCAAAGCGUCUCUACAAGGCUCUGUCUCUGCUGAAGAAGGAGUAUGAACUGAGUAAACUGCAGCAGCGACUAGGCCGAGAGGUGGAGGAGAAGAUCAAACAGACCCACAGAAAGUACCUGCUACAGGAGCAGCUCAAGAUCAUAAAGAAGGAACUUGGUCUGGAAAAAGAAGACAAAGACGCUAUUGAGGAAAAGUUUAGGGAGAGACUCAAAGAGAGGACUGUCCCACAACACAUAAUGGACGUCAUCAAUGAAGAACUCAACAAACUGGGACUUUUGGACAACCACUCCUCAGAGUUCAAUGUAACCCGUAACUACCUGGACUGGCUGACCAGCAUGCCCUGGGGUACCAACAGCGAAGAGAAUGUUUCCCUGGAAAGAGCCAAAGAGGUUCUAGAAGAAGAUCAUUACGGAAUGGAUGAUGUAAAGAAGCGCAUAUUGGAAUUCAUAGCAGUUAGCCAGCUGCGUGGCUCUACACAGGGGAAGAUCCUGUGUUUCUAUGGCCCUCCAGGUGUAGGAAAGACCUCCAUUGCCCGCUCCAUAGCCAGAGCACUCAACAGACAGUACUACAGGUUCAGCGUGGGAGGCAUGACCGAUGUGGCUGAGAUCAAAGGACACAGGAGAACAUAUGUUGGAGCAAUGCCAGGGAAGAUUAUCCAAUGCCUGAAGAAAACCAGGACAGAGAACCCUCUGGUGCUAAUAGAUGAGGUGGAUAAGAUGGGUCGUGGUUAUCAGGGCGAUCCAUCUUCCGCUCUCCUUGAACUUCUGGACCCUGAACAGAACGCAAACUUCCUGGACCACUACCUAGAUGUUCCUGUAGAUCUGUCAAAGGUUUUGUUUAUUUGCACGGCCAAUGUGAUUGACACCAUCCCUGAGCCCCUCCGAGACCGGAUGGAGAUGAUCAACGUGUCUGGAUAUGUUGCCCAGGAGAAAAUGGCUAUUGCUGAGCGUUACCUGGUCCCUCAGCUCCGUUCUCUCUGUGGUUUGACUGAGGAGACGGCCUCAAUCUCCUCUGAUGCCCUCAGUCUGCUUAUCAGGCAGUACUGCAGGGAAUCAGGAGUCAGAAACUUGCAGAAACAGGUUGAAAAGGUUUUCCGUAAGGUGGCAUUCUCUAUUGUCAGUGGUGAACAAAGCACAGUGACAGUUACCCCUGACAACCUGCAAGUUUAUGUGGGUACACCUAUUUUCACAAUUGAUCGAAUGUAUGAUGUCACCCCACCAGGAGUUGUUAUGGGGCUAGCAUGGACUUCUCUUGGCGGGUCAACAUUGUUUAUCGAGACAUCGCUACGCCGCCCUUCUGGAGGAGUGGACUCCAAAGGAGAGGGGUCACUGGAUGUUACAGGUCAGCUGGGUGAUGUAAUGAAAGAAAGUGCAAAGAUCGCAUCAACCUUUGCCAGAGCCUUUCUGAUGACCCAGGAACCAGAAAAUCACUUCCUGGUCAACUCUCACCUGCACCUGCAUGUCCCUGAGGGUGCAACUCCCAAGGAUGGACCAAGCGCUGGCUGCACCAUUGUCACUGCACUGUUAUCCCUGGCAACUAACCGUCCGGUGCGUCAGAACGUAGCCAUGACUGGUGAAGUGUCACUGACUGGCAAAAUACUGCCAGUAGGUGGAAUUAAGGAGAAAACUAUCGCUGCCCGUCGUGCUGGUGUGACCUGCAUCAUCAUGCCAAAUGAGAAUAAGAAGGACUUCUCUGACCUGCCUGACUACAUCACUGAGGGCCUGGAGGUCCACUUUGUGGGUCACUACAGCCAAAUCUACCCCAUUGCUUUUCCACAGGACCAGUCUUAACCUGCUUUCAACAGCAGCACUAAAAUCACGGCAAGAUGGGCUUUGACUUAGUUUGUUGCUAGACAAGACUGCCAUCUAGUUUCUUUUUUUUUUUUGAUAUGCAGUUUGGAAAAACUAACUUUUUCAAAAUCAUCCAAUGGUACGGAUGACUUUAUGAAAGUUCACAGGACUAUCGCUUGGGACUAAAAGACAACAUCCCUGGACGGAUACCAUGCAGCCCACUGUGCCAAAGAUGUACAUGCACAGUAAAGUCAUGGUGAUGAUUAACGCUGGCUGAUCUUCAGAACAUUUCAUCUAUGGACUAUGAGUGAGGUGACAACCUUGUUGCCAAACAGCCUCUUUACUGAGAUUUCAGACGUGUACCAGACGGGAUUUUGAAAUCAAUUAAAUCAUAAAACCAA